CACAUCCGGGGUUGUCCUCCUUGGACACAUCUCGUGACCGUAGUUUUAUUACACCGCGAGCUGAGUUGCGGGAGUGAAACCGCAAGAAGAAAGAGGAGGAGGAGGAGGAGCUGUGAGGCCACACAGACCUCCUCAAAGAUGAACCUAAACACGUCUGUUCUUCUCUGCACAUGAAGCUCCAGCACAGGACGAACCAUGUGGAGAGUUCAAGGCUUUGUUGGCCGAGCUCUGCAUCGAUGCUACGGCAACAACCCCCUGCGACUGCCACAGAACCACCAUGUGGAGGACGAGGUCUUCAGCAGCUCCACCGUCCUCUCGACCUCUCGACACACCUCUGACAGCAGCUCUCACAAAGAGCAGGAUGAGAAGAGGAGGAGACAACAGAGGACCUUUCAGUAUGGCUGUGCUGAGCUUCCACAUUACACAGCCCUGGAUGCUGUUGGAUGGAGUGCUGCAGCAGUUCUGUUCAUGCAGUUCUGCAGGAGGAUCCACUCCCGGCUCUCUUCAGGCACUGAGCCGAGUCCGAUCCCUGGAGCCCAGACAGCACCCUCCAAGCUGCACAGAUGUGGCUACCGCAUCCUGCUGCAGAUCUUGUCUCAACGUGAUGUCCUGCCCAGAGGACGGAGUGCGUUGUGUCUGCAGGAGGUGACAGAGAGACAGAACCAAGACCAGUUGCCGGCUCAGAGCAGCAGCAGCAGCUCAGGUGGCACCAGUCUUCACAGCAGCAAUGAGCAGGACCAUCUGACUUCUGAUUGCUCUGGCUCUGACCAGCCUCAAAUACCAGAUGAAACACUUCUGUCAGCGACCUGUCCUCUGCAGAAUGAUGCCAGCCGAGACAGCACAGAGACAAAAGAUGCUAAUGACAAGGGCAUCCUGUCUGAUGAGGAGAGGCUGACAGAAGCAGCACAGAACCUCAAACACGUGGAAGACACCAGUGUCCCUGUUAUCCUCAACAUCAUUGGUCUAGAAAGUGCCAAGAGUGAGAACUACGAGGAAGCUUUUACAUGUUUUGUAGCUGCCGCUCAGCAGGGUUAUAGCAAGGCCCAGUUUAACGUGGGUGUGUGCUACGAGAAAGGCAGAGGAGUCCGCAAGGACAAAGACAAGGCUCUGCAUUACUACUGGCAGGCAGCAGUGGGGGGUCACAGACAGGCUCAGUACCGCUAUGCAAAGCUGCUCCUGACCAGCAAGGGGCACCAGAGUUUAGAGGAGCUGAACACUGCCAUCAGCUUACUGGAACAGUCUGCUGCAGCUGGACUCACCAAGGCGCAGGUCUGUCUGGCUUCAGUCUACUCUCAAGAGCCGGUGAGAGACGGGAGCAAGUCUGUCCACUACCUGAAGAUGGCAGCAGAGAGUGGCGACUACACCGCCAUGCUGUUCCUGGGUCAGUGUUUUGAGAGUGGCUUUGGGGUGCAGCAGAAUCUGAGGACAGCGAUUGAAUUCUACAAGCGAGCUGCUAAAUCAGGCAACAAGCAGGCUAGGAGCUUACUGACACCCCCUAAUGACAUGCUGAAGGCGGAAGAUGUGAUGUUACGCUCCAUCCGUUCAGCUCCAUGUUUCUCUGUAGCCGAUCAUUGCCUGUCCUCUCUGGUCACUGGCAUCCCUCCCUCCACCAAUCUCCCUGUCACCCUUUCCCUCCUGCCUCACUCCUGGAGUACCGGGAGUUUGUGUGUGUCCCCGGCGCUGUCCUCCACUCCUCUUCACCUCCAUCCUUGCAAUACUGAGGGAGGAACCUGCCAGUGGACUGUAGGGAUAGGAUGAGUUACCCUGAGCUGGCACAGGCCAAAUUGAGGAAUGUAUUUCAUAGUGCGAAGGUUUUUCACAGAGAAAAGUCAGAUUGUGUAAAUAUUGUGAAGUCUGGAUUAGAGUGAAAAUAUUUUAUACUUGGUGAUUUUUUUAGAAGUCUGAAAGAGUUGUUGGAUACAAGAUACAACAAUAUUAUGUGUUGAACGGGAUAUAAGCUUUUCUAGUAUUUGUACAGUGUUUUCUAUGUUCUAAGUUCUCCUCUUCCUAAGAAAAUGUUUUCUAGGUGCCUUUAGAUGAGGUGAGAAUAUCAGGUGUGUUGUUUCUCUCCCUGCUAACGAAGGAUUAAUGGCAUAAAAAAAUACGUUCUUUUAAGUAAAGUGCUUUAUAUUAAUGUCAUAUCUACCUUCAAUAUUACCGGUCCUAAGUAAGUCAAAUGUUUCAUUGUUGUAAAAGAGCAGCUUUAGAAGAUAUAGGGAAGGGAAAGCACUACAUGUUUUGUCAUAGCUCAACCUCUAAACUAUACACAUGCCAAAGUGGAUUAUGAUGCACUGUGAGGUUGCUGUUUUCUGUUAUACGCACAAGUGAAAUAAUAAAAAAAUUCAAAAAUCAUAAAAA
Larimichthys crocea (large yellow croaker) is the source of this 2358-nucleotide messenger RNA. It is a transcript of the gene dele1, whose product is annotated as DAP3 binding cell death enhancer 1. The transcript has 12 exons. The record is from RefSeq and is a predicted model, not a curated record. Gene Ontology annotation, molecular function: protein binding. Bases 196 to 1758 code for a protein of 520 amino acids. Gene Ontology annotation, biological process: extrinsic apoptotic signaling pathway via death domain receptors. Lineage: Eukaryota; Metazoa; Chordata; Actinopteri; Sciaenidae. Gene Ontology annotation, cellular component: mitochondrion.